This is a messenger RNA of Mandrillus leucophaeus (drill), 1172 nucleotides long. It is a transcript of the gene TRARG1, whose product is annotated as tumor suppressor candidate 5. The coding region runs from base 351 to 1172 and encodes 273 amino acids. Lineage: Eukaryota; Metazoa; Chordata; Mammalia; Primates; Cercopithecidae. Gene Ontology annotation, cellular component: membrane. The transcript is spliced from 3 exons. The record is from RefSeq and is a predicted model, not a curated record.
GAGAAGAGGCACAUUCCCCUCUCCGCUCUCUGAGAUUUCUGUUGCUUCCCUGCCCAUCUGUGCUCCCAGCAGCACCAGCAAAGUUGGCCUCAAACUUGAACGAAGCUGCAGGCUCCAGCAUCUUUCUGGGAGCGCCUCGGGGCAGCAGGCAGGCCGCAGCCUCUGAACUCAGCUGGCUUUGAGAAGCCCAGCCCAACCCUUCCAGCACCCAGCCCGCCCUCCGUCGCCUGAGGGACGCCUCUGCCCCCGACCUGGAGGCCCUCAGUCAGGGCUGGGCAAUGGUGCACUGAGGUCCCUCCAGAGUCCCUUGUCCCAGCCUGGAGCUGCAGCCGUGCAAGGCCCAGGCCCACAUGGCCAAUCCUGUGCAGCCCGAGCUUCCUUCAGCACAGGAGCCAGGCUCCACCGCAGCCCUGGACCUGCCGGAGAUGGAGAAACUCCUCACCAAGGCACAGGACAAGGAAGACAAGCCCCUCAAUCUGUCCAAGACCCUCGCAGGGCCUCUGGAUCUGGAGCAGAAUGGCCACGGCCUGCCCUUCAAGGCCAUCUCCGAGGGGCACCUGGAGGCCCCACUGCCUCGGUCCCCCUCGCGGGCCAGCUCAAGGAGGGCGUCCUCCAUCGCCACCACCUCCUAUGCCCAAGACCAAGAAGCCCCCAGAGAUUACCUCAUCCUGGCCAUCGUCUCCUGCUUCUGCCCCGUCUGGCCCCUCAACCUCAUCCCCCUCAUCAUUUCCAUCAUGUCUCGAAGUAGCAUGCAACAGGGCAACGUGGACGGCGCCCGGAGGCUGGGCCGCCUGGCUCGGCUGCUCAGCAUCACCCUCAUCAUCAUGGGCAUUGUCAUCAUCACGGUGGCCGUGACCGUCAACUUCACAGCCAGGGCCCCGAGGGCAGAGGUGGAGCUGUGCUCAGCACAGGCCCGGGACACCCCUGCCACCCGCCGCAGGACCUGUGGGGGUGCAGCUCCCGGGAAGGAAGCAACCGCCUCACUUGACAUCCUCUGCUGCAAGGUGAUGGUGCCGAGAGGCAGGCGUGUCUGUGAAGACAGGUGCCGGGACUGUGUGACCCGCAUGCCUCUUCCCAAACCUGUCAGCUUCGGAAGCAUCUCUAGAGGACUCUGGUCCCAGGAUGUCUCCCAGGACAAGCCAGUCUGCCUGUUCCUCCUAUUUCUGCUGUAG